Messenger RNA from Drosophila obscura, 2903 nucleotides. RefSeq lists its product as uncharacterized. Lineage: Eukaryota; Metazoa; Arthropoda; Insecta; Diptera; Drosophilidae. The record is from RefSeq and is a predicted model, not a curated record. The transcript has 2 exons. Bases 1407 to 2426 code for a protein of 339 amino acids.
UUUGUGUGAAAAUUUUUUUUCUGAAAAAAUUGCAAUUUGUUUAAAUUUCGAGACGAUUAAAUUUGGGUCGGCGAACGCAAAAUUCGAUUCAAGUUGUGGCUUCAAGGAGCCGUGAAAGUAGCCAAGACAUUACACAUUGCAAUGAAAAUAAUCGUCUACGCACAGCAAGGUCCCGUUCAAAUCAACGGAACAAUGAUGCAACAACAACUGCAAAUGAACGUCGUGAUAUUCAAAAUCUACAAGGUAUUGCGUUCGCGUACAGUAGUGUCACCAAUUACGCUUCUCAUAGGCAAAUUAUAAUUGGUCCAAUGAACGACCGUUGUCGCCAUUGUAAGGCAUUAAAAUUUAAAGGUGAAGCAGAUGGGAUGUGCUGUGCGAGUGGUAAAGUGAAAUUGCCUGAAUUGGGCAGCCCACCACAACUAUUGAGCACAUUACUUAAUGGAUUGAAACCUGAGUCUAAUCAUUUAUUGAAGAAUAUACGAAAGUAUAAGUCCAGUUUUCAAAUGACAUCUUUUGGCGCCACAAAUAUUAUAAGAGACAACUUGCUAGCGUUCAAGGCAAUUAAAUAGUUUUAUUUAUGCAAAUUGUACGUUUGUUCUCAUUCUAUCAUAUAUUUUAUUCAGAUUCCAGGUCAAAUAUCGAGCUGGCUCUUUGUUACCUUUCGACAACGCAGACCACCAAUUUUUGCAAUUAUAUUUUAUCGGGAACGCGGAAGACGAAGCUGAUCGUCGGUGUGCCAUUAUUACCAACACGCGGAGACAAAUUAUUUUCGAUUUGCAAAAUAUGUUCCAUGAGCACAACGAAUUGGUUCAGGUUUUCAAAACAUCACUUGAUCGAAUGCCAUCUGACGAUCAUAAAAUUGUUAUUCGAGCUGAUAAAAUACCGGUUGGCGAACAUGCAAGGCGUUUCAAUGCACAAACAGUUGAAGUGGCAAUAGUCAUAGUUGGUGAGCAAUGUAAUAAUCGUGAUAUUGUGCUUCAUCGUAGAAAUGAACAACUUGAACGUGUAUCCGAGACUCAUCGCUGUUAUGAUGCACUACAAUAUCCCAUAUUGUUUUGGGAUUGUUUUGUUUUGUUUAAUUUCAACAUUAAAAUGAUAAAUCCAGUAAACGGUCGAGAAGGAAAGUUAGUGCUAUGGAUUAUUACGCAUACAGGCUGCAGAUACGGCAAAAUCAAGACAACCACAUAUUGAGGUGUAGAGCACUUUGCCACCAGUAUAUUGUUGACAUGUAUGCAAAAAUUGAAUCGAAACGAUGGUAAUGCACAACACGUUGGAACUAUGAUAAUAUUACCGUCAUCGUAUGUUGGAAGUCCACGUCAAAUGUUUGAGUACGCGCAAGAUGCGAUGUCAUACGUUCGCCGUUACGGUCGACCAGAGCUCUUCAUCACCUUCACGUGUAAUGCGCAAUGGGAAUCUCGGAAUUAUUGUUUGUUGGCCAAACAUCGAAAGAUCGCCAUGAUAUUUUAGCACGUGUUUUUAGACAAAAAUUGAAAUCACUCAUGGAUUUAAUUGUCAAACACGGUGCAUUUGGGUCUGUUCAAUGUUGGAUGUAUUCAAUUGAAUGGCAGAAACGAGGUUUGCCUCAUGCGCAUAUUUUAAUUUGGCUGAUUGAAAAAAUAAGGCCGAAUCAAAUUGACGAUGUGAUUUCGGCAGAAAUUCCAGAUCCGACAGUGGAUCCUGAAUUUUUUGAAGUGGUCACCAAAAAUAUGAUUUACGGUCCCUGUAUGGUUGAAGGAAAAUGCUCCAAACGUUUUCCAAAAAAUUUGGUGUCCGAUACAGUGACGGGCAACGAUGGAUAUCCCGAAUAUCGGCGUCGAUCAACUGAAGAUAAUGGCCAUUCGGUAACUUUGAAAAUUAAAAAUCAAGAAUUGGAGAUUGAUAAUCGUUGGGUUGUGCCAUAUUCACAGUUAUUAUCUAAGAUUUAUAAAGCGCACAUAAACGUAGAGGUCUGCAAUUCAGUUCAAUCUAUUAAAUACAUUUGCAAAUACAUUAACAAGGGCAGUGAUAUGGCUGUUUUUGGAGCAGCUGCUAAUGUUACCGAUGAAAUCACUCAAUUUCAAAUGGGCAGAUACAUCAGUUCAAAUGAAGCAGUAUGGCGCAUAUUAUCAUUCCCGAUCCAUGAUAGGCAUCCAACUGUAGUUCAUUUAGCUGUUCAUCUUGAAAACGGUCAACGCGUUUUUUUCACACCCGGAAAUGCAAUGCGAAGAGCUGCGCAACCACCAGCAAUAACUCUAACUGCAUUUUUUUCGUUGUGUCAAGCAGAUGAUUUUGCGAAAACAUUGCUAUACACCAAAGUACCCGAAUAUUAUACGUGGAAUAAUUCGUCAAAAGUUUUUCAAAGGCGAAGACGCGGAAAAAGCCGUUCAUGGUCAGCCAGUAUUGUUUCACUCAAAUGCGAUGGGACGAAUUUAUACAGUUCAUCCUAACAAUCAAGAGUGUUAUUAUUUGCAAUUGUUGCUAAUAAAUGUUCGUGGACCAACAUCAUUUGAAUCUUUGCGAACUGUUGAUGAAGAAUUGUGUGGGAUGUAUCGCGAAGCAUGCGAACGAUUGAAUAUGCUUGAGAAUGACAUGCAUUGGGAUCUUACACUUGAAUAUGCAGCAUUGUCAUCAAGUCCACAUCAAAUUCGGACACUUUUCGCAAUUAUUAUAGCCACGUGCAGUCCAGCAAAGCCAAUUGAAUUGGGGCAAAAACAUCAAAAUCAUUUGUCGGAGGAUUUUUUACAUCGAUUGCGCCGUCAAACGGGUGAUAUAAACACGGACUAUCCGCCGGAAAUUUACAACGAAGCAUUGAUUGCUAUUGAAGACCUUUGCUUGAUGAUGGCAAGCAAAGCAUUAGCUCAAUUAGGUAUGACAGCACCUGAUCGCGUUCCUUUGUUGCCCAUUGGGAAGGUUUGGUUAACGAA